AUGUCACCAGAUUAUGUAGAUAUUGUAAAACACUGUCUCACAUCAGGAUACCUAAUGUGGAAAGAUGAGUUCUAUGUGCAGGUUGAUGGAGUAGCCAUGGGUUCUCCAGUGUCACCUAUAGUCGCUGACAUCUUCGUGGAGGACUUUGAGGAGAGAGCUCUGGCCAAUGCCCCGGUUAAACCUCGACUGUACAAGAGAUAUGUCGAUGACACAUUUGUAGUACUCCCCAAUGACAAAAUAUCUGCAUUUCUAGCACAUUUAAAUUCAAUACACAAUAACAUUAAAUAUACUGUUGAACAAGAGAACAAAAACUGUCAAAUUGUCGUGGUUAAAAUACAAUGUGUGGCCAAAUGGUCACACAUAAAAGAUUUCUUUGAAAUCGACAACAAAACCCCAAAUUUUGUGUUCGCUCCUGCUUUCACAAAGAAAUGCAAAACAAAAAAUGUGCGUCAAACUAGCUGCACAAGUUUUGAGCCACACAGUGGCAGCGGACUUUAUGCAAAGAUAGCUGAUGGCGCACUCAGUACAGAAGCUGCUAUUACUGCAAAUGUGAUAUCACAUAUGGACAAGCUUUUUGACGCCCUGAAUAGCGACUCAGCAGACUUGCGGCGAGGAGAAAUUUUCUCCACAAACUUGACAGCGAAAAGCCCACACCACAAAUUAUUUCAGAGUAUGAAAUAUUUUUUGAAAACAUUGAAAUUUAUGGGGUCUCUGCGAACACCCCCACAGGAAGGUUGGAUUUGGACCAUUAAUGGCGUCGAGCGGCUGUUUAAGCAAUUCGCUAACGAGGGUAUAAAGAGCCGGGUCACAAGACGGUUACAGCAAGAUCCAUUAGAAAAUUUGUUUGGCUGCAUAAGGGGCAACUGUGGCUCAAAUUCCAACCCAACUGUGGGCACAUAUUGGGACCACAGGAUGUAA
Molecule: messenger RNA, 918 nt
Organism: Pieris macdunnoughi
Lineage: Eukaryota; Metazoa; Arthropoda; Insecta; Lepidoptera; Pieridae
Source: the annotation of a GenBank genome assembly